Messenger RNA from Mycotypha africana, 546 nucleotides. RefSeq lists its product as uncharacterized. NCBI's taxonomy places the organism in Eukaryota, Fungi, Mucoromycota, Mucoromycetes, Mucorales, Mycotyphaceae. The transcript has a single exon. The record is from RefSeq and is a predicted model, not a curated record. The annotation marks the transcript as partial.
UUUUUUCUUUUUAGAAAAUUGUAUACAUUUGGAACAACAAUUAGACUUUGUUCAAUUCAAUUCCAAUAGUUCAUUUGGCCAGUGUAUCUUUAAUUUCAUCAAGAAGUCUUUCAACAGUUUUUAAUUUUACUAAAUAAUUUCUUGCUCUUGUUUUAUGAAAUGUAAGCUCUUCUUUCCUUGCUUGUCUUACAAUCUUUUCUUCUUCAAAGCAAUAAAUUUCCAAAUCAUCUGUUUUCCAUCAUUUAAAACUAUUGAAACCUUUUUUGAUUUUCCUAUACCAAGAUUCUCACAUUUGUCUAGUGACAAAAUUUGGGUGAUGUUCUUUUGUAUUUUGAAUUAAUGGCACCAAGACAAAAAUUUCAGACUAAUUUUUAUCAAUAAUUAUUGAGGUCUUGAUAACAUCUCUAUCUCUUAUAUUGUUUACAGCAAUACACAAACUGUCAAACAUACUACUACAACCUCCUAUUGUAGUAAAUAAUAUAGAAUAAUAUCGUGAAAGAAGAAUUAUAAAGCUCUGACUAACUUUAUAUUACAAAAGAUAUAGAU